Messenger RNA from Manduca sexta (tobacco hornworm), 1881 nucleotides. RefSeq names its product CCR4-NOT transcription complex subunit 10 (gene Not10). Bases 145 to 1845 code for a protein of 566 amino acids. Gene Ontology annotation, molecular function: protein binding. The transcript has a single exon. NCBI's taxonomy places the organism in Eukaryota, Metazoa, Arthropoda, Insecta, Lepidoptera, Sphingidae. The record is from RefSeq and is a predicted model, not a curated record. Gene Ontology annotation, cellular component: CCR4-NOT complex. Gene Ontology annotation, biological process: negative regulation of translation; mRNA catabolic process.
ACAACAAAUGCGAACUGUCAAAAACAACGUCAUUUUUCCAGUUUCCACGAAUUGUCAUCGUAAUAUUAUUGUAUGAAAAAUAAACAAUUUUAUAUUAAAAAUAUCUGGCCAGGGUUAGAAAAGUACUGCUUCAUAUAAUCAAAUAUGGCCAGCAACAAAGAGCGCGAGGAGCCGAUCGUUUUGGCACACCAAUGUUACUUGAAGAAGGAUUAUGCUUCCGCCCUGCAACACCUCAACGAGUUGGAAAACAUUGUUGGAACUUCUAAUAAACGGGUACAGCACAACAAAGCGGUAGUGGAAUUCAUGGCCAGUGAUAUGAAAAAUGUGGAUAAAUUCAAAAAAGCGGUGCUCCAACUGGCGGGCGUGACGUUUCCAGAUGUUGACAUAAAGGACCUCAGCUCCCCCUGUUUAUUAUAUAAUUACGCGGUCAUACUGUACCAUUCGCGGUACUAUUACCAGUGUACGGUUAUAUUAGAGAAAUUAUUGGCCACAAAAAAUAUUAAAGAUGCUAAACUGUUUCAGCAAAUUGUCUUACUUCUUCUAGAAUCUACCUUGUGUAGAAGAACUUAUGACAAAACUUUGGAAGUCGCCAAACACUAUGGGGAGCCUUUGAAAUUGAGUAAUGAAGUUAGUGAACUGUUUGAAAGACUUAUCAGCCGUGCACAACUACUACUUGGUCAGAAAAUAACAUUAAACUUGAAGCCUGACUCAAUAGAAAACAUUUUUAUACUAGCUCAACAAGUUUAUCUCAAUGGGGAUGUGAAAGAAGCUGCAAACAUGUUAGGACAGUACAAAACAUUAAAAUACAACUACGAUCUAAAAACCCAAGGGGAAGAUAUAUGGGCAGCUAUUAACAACAAUCUUGGAGUAAUAUAUUUGUCAAUAAAGAAGCCUUUUUUGGCUUCUAAAUAUUUUCAGCAUGCUGUGAAAGAACAUUUCAGAGCUAUGGAGUGUGAGGAUAGUGAGAGACUAAUUGUUUGUAGGGACAGACCACUGUAUGUGUAUAAUUUGGGGCUAGCCUUGCUAGCAGCCAACAACUCAGAGGGAGCAUUUGAGUGUCUAGUAGAAGCCGCCCGUCACUACCCAAACAACCCACGAGUCUGGCUCCAUCUGGCAGAAUGUUGUGUAAAGAAAUGCUGCAGUGACGAAGCACAACAAUAUACAGUCAAGAAACUAGGCAGUGGUCCACACACCCGCAUAUUAUUGUCAAAAGGUAAAGAGAAAUAUUCCACAGCAGGAGAAUCGUUUGCCAUACCUUCACUGUCAUUAGAAUUUUCAGCAUUAUGUCUGAGAAAUGCAAUCACAUUACUUCCGAAUCAAGAGCCUCCAGUAGAUGUGACAGCUCCUUUGAUCCAAGCUCCUCCUGGCCCACCAAUAAACUGGAAACAGAGGUGUGAAUUAAAGAACUCCACACUGGUACUACAGAGCUACGUAUUACUGCACUUACAAGAUCCACUGUCUGCUCUUGUGAGUGCAAAUGAGUUGUUAAGUCAGACAGAUGUAUCCAGCAGUCACAAAGCUUGGGCGCACAUAUACGCAGCGGAAGCCCUCAUAAAUCUAGACCGCAUAGUUGAUGCAGUCGAACACCUCCACCCACCGAUGAUCCAUGACCUAGUCUCUGUGCUUCCAUACCAAAUGAGAGACAUGAUCGCAGUCUCUGUCUGGGCUAAAGCAGCAGUGUGCCACAUACUCAGAGGAGAUUUAGUCACAGCAAGGAAAAUAUUACUACAAAUAAAUUCACCACGAGUCUUGCCGUUACAAAUGUAUUUGGAAAUAUGCACAGGCAAUAUAGAAAAUUGUCAUACAAUAUUGAGGAAACUGCGAUUCACAAAUCUAUCUCAAUAACAUUAUUUACUUUAUAAUAAAUUUAUAUAUACUAUA